Truncatella angustata is the source of this 1968-nucleotide messenger RNA. RefSeq lists its product as uncharacterized. NCBI's taxonomy places the organism in Eukaryota, Fungi, Ascomycota, Sordariomycetes, Amphisphaeriales, Sporocadaceae. Gene Ontology annotation, molecular function: oxidoreductase activity; FAD binding. The transcript has 3 exons. The record is from RefSeq and is a predicted model, not a curated record. The coding region runs from base 1 to 1968 and encodes 655 amino acids.
AUGGCACGCUUUUGUGGGGUACUGGCGUCCCUCGCGUCCCUCCAACAGUUUGUAUCAGCUCAGACUAUUGUUUCCAAUGGAAGAAUUCUCCCUGCAAAUACCUCAAAUAUUUCCCCUGCGGUUGAAGUCCUGCCACAAAGCAGCACAUUUGCUGCCGAAACGGCCCAGCUGACAGAUAACGUUUUGGCAAAUUUGACUGCGUUGCAGCUAUCCAACAUCUCUCUCUUUGGCUUCUCCACAAAUAACUCCAACCAUAAGCGUUCAUCGGGACCCGUUUGCAAGACAUAUCCAGGAGAUUCUUUCUGGCCCAUUAGUUUGAUUUGGGACAUCUUUGACCUUUUGCUUGGUGGUGCGCUCAUCAAAGCCGUUCCGAUCGCAUCACCAUGCUAUAAGAACUUUGGCAAUUAUGAUGCCGACAGAUGCGCCUACGUGGGAGAUCAAUGGUCUGUCUCAAACCUUCACGAGGAGGAUCCGACAUCUAUCAUGUCACCCUUGUACCAAGGGCUGACAUGUCUGCCUGACGGCUGGGGACCGUAUGGCAACUGUACCAUGGGCGGUUACCCAAGCUAUGUUGUCAAUAUUACCAGCGUAGCUCAAAUCCAGCUAGCUGUGAACUUCGCUCGUAACCUCAAUAUCCGCCUAGUCGUGAAGAAUACCGGGCAUGACUUCAAAGGUCGUUCCGCAGGUGCUGGGGCGCUCUCAAUCUGGACGCACUAUCUCAAAGACCUUGAAUUCAUCGAGAGCUUUACCCUAGGUAGCUACUCCGGCCCAGUCAUUAAGGCCGGGUCCGGUAUUCAAGGAACGGAGCUGUAUGAGUUUGCAGAUGCCAAUAACGUCACAGCUCUUGCAGGUGAAGGGAGAACCGUUGGUUGGGGCGGUGGCUAUAUCGCAGGAGGUGGGCAUUCCCCGCUCUCCUCGAAAUAUGGGAUGGCUGCCGACCAAAUCGUAAGUAUUGAUCUCGUGACUCCGGACGGCCGGUUCAUCGCUGCCAAUGAGAUCCAGAACAGCGACCUCUUCUGGGGCCUUUGUGGUGGAGGCGGCAGUACAUUCGGAGUCGUGACGUCCUACACCAUCAAGGUCCAUCCGAGACUUGAUCCGAUAGUCAUUUCGACUUUCUCGAUAUCCACCUCAGGAAAUAAUGUCACCACCGACGUCUUUUGGGGCGCCACAAAGACCUACUUUAGUAUGAUUCCAACUUUCGUUGAUGCAGGAACCUACGCGUAUUGGUACUUCUUCAACGCUAGCAACGUAUUGUCCCUCACUGUGUUCGGAUGGGUCGCACCCGGAUACACAACAGAAAGCUUCAAUAACCUCACUACGCCCCUAUUCAAUUCUUGGUCCGGUCUCGGGAUCGACGUCGAGCCAGACACAACGCAGCACUCGAGCUUUCUGGACGCUUUCAACCAGGGGUUCCCACAGGAAUCCGUGGGCACUAACGUCUCCCGUGCCGCCAGCCGCCUGGUAUCUAGAGACAAUCUUGUUGAGCCCGCCAAGCUCAAUACCACGUUUGAUGCCUUCAAGAGCAUCGUCAAACGCGGAGGUGGCAUGGUUGGUGUCGCCACGACGGGUGGUCCUGCCAAUAUGACCAUCCCAGAUAACGCUGUCAAUGACGCUUGGCGCACUGCAUCUGCACAGAUCCUCUCCGUCGUGUUCUGGGAUUCCGGUGCUACGCUCCAGGAGGCUGCCGAAGCCUUGAUUGAGUUCAACACUACGUGGCUUGAACCUGUUCGCGCCGCUACGCCCGGUGGUGGUGCCUACAAUAGCGAGGGCAAUAUCAUUGAGCCUGAUUGGCAAAACACAUACUAUGGUGCUGAGAAAUAUGCUAAGUUAAGCGAUUUAAAGGAGAGAUAUGACCCGACUGGCCUCUUCUAUACAAUCCAUGGAGUUGGUAGCGAAAACUGGUACAUUACGGAUCAAUUGGUCGGACUUCCGACGCAGAAUGGACGGUUAUGUCGCGUUGCUCAGUAG